This is a messenger RNA of Mesocestoides corti, 1977 nucleotides long. The record is from the annotation of a GenBank genome assembly. Lineage: Eukaryota; Metazoa; Platyhelminthes; Cestoda; Cyclophyllidea; Mesocestoididae.
AUGGAAUCAGCCAAUGGAAUUCACCUGUCGUCUGUGCAAUCUAUUCUAGCCGAACUGCUUCGGGGACUCAGUGCAGUGUCGUUUGUGCGCGCGUACCAGCGCGACGCCCUCGUUCUCCUGAAACUGCUCCUUUUGGAGCGCAAGAUCCUCUUCGCAUGUGACACCACAGUGAACUGUCUGUCCACGUGGCUCCUGACACUGGUCAGUUUGAUACCAGGUAAUGGCGUGUCUUGGAUUCGGCAAAAAAGCAUGUUGGACGGUGGUCUAGCAGCCUGCACGGAAGUAGACGACACGUGGGUGCGUCAGAGGGCCUGUUGGCCACUCGCGACCCUUUCUCAAGGUCACGUUGGUGAGAUGGACUCCAGUGCCGCUACCAGUGCAUCCGCGGGAACUGAUGAUGUUGAUGGUGCUGGUUUAAACUCCGGUUUCGUGGACGAGGACAUGCGGCCCACAACUACUGCGACCUUACCCGAACCUCUGCACCAGCAGACCCGAGUUGCUGCAUUGCGUUCCGCAGCCUCCAAUUUAUGGUCAAGCGUCACCAAGACAGCGUCGGCUCUGUCGGCUCACGUUAGGGGCACCAACGAGACCCCAAUUGCCCCCCAGACCAACACCGUCCCCACACCGAACCCCGCGCAGUCCACCGUCUCCGCCCAUGUUGACCCCUACGCCGCUCUGCCACCCCUGGAAGAUGACGGCUGCGUCCUUAACCUGGCCUUCCCCACCGACGACUGGGGUCUGCCGCUGCCAAUCUUUUCCCGGUCUUACUUAUUUCUGCCCUACGUUCCUCUCCACGCGCUGGACAUGCUGUUAGAAUCCCGGAAGGUCGGGACGGACGAGUUGGCGACGAACACGCUGGCAGCCGGACGGCGUGUUCGUGGGUUCCUUUGUGGCACCACCAACCCCCUCUUAAGUCAGAACACCCGACUCGCCGAGGUCAUCGUCCAGACACUGCCUCUACCCGCUGCCAGCGGUCACGUGAUUGGUAGGGUGCCGGGAGGCGGUGACGUGGAGAACGAGGCGCCUUCAGAAGCCACCGGAGACCCCGAUGCAGUGGAGGCCGCCGAAGACGCGAAGCCGUCCAUGACAAACCGAUCCAGCGGUGUGUUAUCGAAGCUAAUGAACCGGCAACCGCCGCCAAUUCGGCUGUGUCCGCCGUCGGAGGAGGCGUCAAGCAAACUGCGAUCUCUGCCGAUUCCGCUGGCACGCGCAGCUCAACUUAGCCGCCUCGACCGCGUCUUCAUCGACCACCUGGUGCACACCGCGGAGCUGUGGUACGCCUCACGAGCCCUCCAGCAGUCAGAUCCCCUUCCAGCCCCGUCGCUGGAGGUGAAUGUGGAGGAAGGUGGUUCGCGUGAACCCCUCGAUGCUCAGGCCUGCGCUGAAGUGCUUUCCAGAUUCCCCGGUAUGUGUGAGUUCCACUGGAAGGUGGAUGUGGUUCUUGUUCCAUUUCUUGCUGCGGUGAUGAAAUACCGUGUCUCCUCAUUUGUGUUUCCAGAAUUAGCCGACUUGGAGAGGUGGAUACGAGCCCAGUUUGGCGUCUACGUCAAGUCUUUGCUGCUGACAGCUGAAGGCAGGGGUAAGUCGUCUGUUGGUUUGAACUCUUCCAUUCUGGCCGGAUUAAAGCCAUCAUAUCAGCCGCGUGAAAACGUCUCUUUCCUGCGCGGCCCGUUGGCUGAUUUCAACCUGAGCUACAUCGCCUGUCUGCGCACAACUCACGCCUUCCUCGCCUGGCGCAGCCAAUUGGUCGUCUCCUCGAUCGCUAGCCAAUUGGCUAACGAUGCUCUCAGCCUCUUGGACACCGAGGCCAACGGGAAUCAUAAUGUAUCAACAGUUGCCCCAGGCACCUCUGCGAAUAUCGUUGCUAAGGAGGCAGCAGAGAAGAUCUACGCCAUCUCUUCUCCCUUACUUCAUCCCGGCAAACAUUUUCCCUCGUCAGAUGCAACUGAUCAAAUCGUGACCAAUCUAAAACAGUAA